Messenger RNA from Prunus armeniaca (apricot), 357 nucleotides. The record is from the annotation of a GenBank genome assembly. NCBI's taxonomy places the organism in Eukaryota, Viridiplantae, Streptophyta, Magnoliopsida, Rosales, Rosaceae.
AUGGACAACCAUAGAAGCGGGGAAAACCUUACCAGUGAGACUAUACAAGCACAAAUGUUUUUUGGUGCUACUGGGCAAGGAAAAAAAAGUUUCAACCAUACCCAUUGUUGGGAGGUGGUGAAGAAUUGUAAGAAAUUCCAAAUUAUUCCAACGGGUCCGACGGUAGUCUUGAACGAGACGCCACUCCAUGAGACACCGGCAUCGGAUUCACUUAUGGAUUCCCUGAUGAGUCAAGACUCACCUAUCGAAAAGGAGCCGAGGCCUAUUGGGAGGAAGACGGCGAAGGCGAAGAGAGGGAGUAAUUCUACCAAGAAUCAUCUAAAUUUUUGGAGGAACUUUCAAAGAUGCAAGCCAUGA